This is a messenger RNA of Oldenlandia corymbosa var. corymbosa, 1290 nucleotides long. The record is from the annotation of a GenBank genome assembly. NCBI's taxonomy places the organism in Eukaryota, Viridiplantae, Streptophyta, Magnoliopsida, Gentianales, Rubiaceae.
CUCUAGAUCUCUCUCUCUCUCCCAUUUUCAUAGUUUGCUUUUUUAUAAUAUUUCUGUUCAAGAAAAAAAAUUAAAAUUUAAUGUAGAUUAUUUUUUGAAAUAGUAAAUAUUAUUUUAAUUUAACAAAGUGGACUAUAAAUUUUUCAUACACGGAUCGAGUCAGUAUAAAAUAGUCCGUAUAGCAUAUGACAGAGUAAUUGUAAUAUCAUACCAUAUGACAUAGUAAUAGUAAUAUCAUAUGUCACUUAGUGCAUUGCAGACGUAAGCUGUAAAACCAAAUCCAUAUGGCUUCAUAUCUUGAAUUCAUUUUGAAUCAAUUCCAUAUAUCACUAGUUUAGUUAAUUAGUUGACAGUAAUCAUUAACUUUCACCUCAAUUUAGGUGGUUAAGUAUGGAGUUCAAAUAUUGGGAGUUUGGCAAGAGCAUGAUCAAACCAGUGUUAUCAUUCUCUUUCUUGUUGAUCCCAAUCGGAUUGUCAUCAUUUCAGAAACUGGGAAUCGAAGCAGAAAUCAUUGUGACGGUGAUAAGGUCGUUCAUCCAGCUAUUGAUUCUAGGGUUUGUUCUUCAGUUCAUCAUCUUCAAUAAUCACACCAACAGCACUACCUCCAACUACUUGAUCAUGGCACUGUCUUACACAAUCAUGGUGUCCGUCGCCGGUUACACGUCCGGGAGACGAGCGAGAGGCAUUCCCCGCAGUGUUUACAUCGCGGGAGCCUCCAUCUUGGCCGGAACUUCUUCCACGAUGUUGUUCUUAGUGUUGAUAAAAGUUUUACCAUUUACUCCUCGGUACAUGAUCCCGUGUAUGGGGAUGAUGGUCGCCGGUUCCAUGAGAGUUACCGGCGUAACCAUGAAGAAUCUCCGGGAGGAAAUGAAGAUGCAAACGAACUUGGUGGAGACGGCGUUAGCGCUCGGGGCGACUCGACGCCAGGCCGCGGCGGCGCAAGUGAGGAGAUCGGUGGUUUUGGCGGUUUCGCGCCGGCUCGACUUCAUCAAGACCAUGGGAGUUGUCGUGAUUCCGGGCGCCGUGACCGGAAUCCUUUUGGCCGGUGGUUCUCCGUUUGAGGCUAUUCAGUUGCAGCUUGUGGUGGUGAGUUUCACGCUCGGGGCAACCACUCUCAGUAGUGUCAUUUCAACUUACCUUUGCAUGCCUUUUCUGUUUACAAAAGCUUAUCAAUUGCAAACCAAAGUAUUUUCUUCGGAGUAUUGAUGGUAGUUUUGAUUUUGUAAGAUUUCAAUUUAAGUUGAUUCUUCCCUUGUAGAUUAAUUCAACCGCAUUUUAGCAAAAUUGUCG